AUGGGUUCGGUCAAACGAACCAUUAAUCUCGUGAAGGAGCUUUUGGUCCGGGCCCCACUGAUCUUGAAGACCCUCCUUCUGCAUGCCGCUCAGAUGUCCCCGGUGACGGGGAAGCAAGAUUUACGGACUGAGAUGACGGUCACUAUUAUUCGUUCAUUCCUGACCUUUAGCCGGCCCAUCACCAAGGUGCAAAAGGAAAGCAUGCGUGACCCCGGAAUCAAGGGUCCUAUGUGGGUGUCCAAAGUCACCCUUCCCCAACCCGAGUUUGAUGUUCGCGAUGCGGUGCUCCGUGCCAUUGAAGAUCUCAAGACCGGUGACGAGACGUACGAUGUUCCCGCCAUAGCCGCUGUGGAGGCCGAAUGGACGGGAUAUCGUAAGGAGGUUGGCAAAUACACACCUCCUCCCGACAUUUCCGAGGCCGAGAAAUACCGCGAGCUGCGAAAGGAGUCUCCAUCUGAUAUGACGAUUCUCUAUUUCCACGGCGGUGCAUAUUUCUUAAUGGAUCCAUGCACACAUCGUGUACCUGUGGCACAUCUCUCUCGCCUAACAGGAUCCCCCAUUCUGUCAGUGCGCUAUCGUCUUGCGCCACAGAACCCAUUCCCUGCGGCACUGGUGGACGCUUUGACAGCCUAUCUCUCCCUGAUUCACCCCCCUCCAGGAGCCUUACAUGAGCCCGUUCCAGCAAACAAGAUCGUCAUCGCUGGUGACUCGGCAGGGGGUAAUUUGUCUCUCGUACUACUGCAGACACUGCUCACUCUGAAACGUGCCUCGCGAUCCAUUCGCUUUCACGGCAAGGACGUAGAUAUUGAGCUGCCCGCCGGAGUAACCACUAUGUCACCGUGGUGUGAUCUUAUCCGAUCCUUGCCGUCCAUCAUCCAUAACGGAAAAUUCGACUAUAUUGGUUUGGGAGCCGAAGAAUCGGAGGGUCCAGAGGAACCGGCACCAUUUACCCCACUGCCAUAUCCGCCUGACAAUGUAUGGCCUCUUUCGCCGCCGCGUGCAGAUCUGUAUACGUAUGCAAAUAUGGCGCUUCAUCCACUUGCAUCUCCACUUGCAGCAAAACCAGACCUUUGGAAAGAUGCCCCGCCCGUGUUCAUCUCAUUUGGUGAAGAGUGUCUUGCCGAUGAAGACCUAAUCAUGGCACGUCGACUGCACCAAGCUGGCGUGGCUGUUGUCACAGAACAGUUUGAGGGAAUGCCGCACUGCCAUGGUAUUCUCAUGAUGGAUACCCCCACUGGGCGGCGGUUCUGGGAAGGUUUUUCAGGCUUCUGUCGCGAUGCUGCAGCUGGCCGUGUUACACCGACCGGGAAUUUGACCUAUGUUGGGUUCCAAUUGCGGUCGAUACGCGAGAUUCCCCUCGAGAAAGCGUGCAAACUGGACGACGAGAAAGUUGAUGCUCGAAUGCGAAAAAGCAUGGCCUGGCGACAACAUGAGGAAGAUAAGCUGCAAAAUGAGUGGCGCACAAGAGCACGAUUAUGA
This is a messenger RNA of Penicillium macrosclerotiorum, 1479 nucleotides long. RefSeq lists its product as uncharacterized. Lineage: Eukaryota; Fungi; Ascomycota; Eurotiomycetes; Eurotiales; Aspergillaceae. The transcript has a single exon. Bases 1 to 1479 code for a protein of 492 amino acids. The record is from RefSeq and is a predicted model, not a curated record. Gene Ontology annotation, molecular function: hydrolase activity.